GAUGAAGAAGAGGAGGAGAAGAUUGGGAAAUCUGUUAGUCAUGGAGACCACGUUGAGACAUUCUCUACAUCCAGAGAGCAACAGCAGGAAGAUCACAGAGAUAAGAGGUCUCACAACUGCCCACAUUGUGAGGAGAUUUUCCCAAUUCUAUCAAAGCUAAAAAUACACCUAAAAAUGCAAAGAGGAGAGAAUCUGUAUUCCUGCACUGCCUGUGAGAAGAGCUUCACAACAUCAAGGGAUCUGACAGUUCCAGAGCACACUGGAGAAAAGCCUUACUCCUGCACCGACUGUGGGAAAUGCUUCAAUAGAUCAUCUAAAUUAACCAUUCAUCAGAGAGUGCACACGGGAGAGAAGCCUUACUCCUGCUCUGACUGUGGAUCGAGUUUCUCCCAAUAUGGCCACUUAAAAUCACACCAACGUAUACACACCGGAGAGAAGCCAUACUUCUGCGCUGACUGUGGGAAUAGCUUCACAACAUCAAGGGCUCUGACAAUUCACCAGAGAGUGCACACAGGAGAGAAGCCUUAUUUCUGCUCUGAUUGUGGAAAGAGUUUCUCCCGAUUGGAUACCUUAAAAAAUCACCAAUUAAUACAUGAAGGACAGAAGCCUUACUCCUGCUCUGACUGUGGGAAAUGCUUCAUUAAAUCAGCUAAAUUAACCAUUCAUCAGAGAGUGCACACUGGAGAGAAGCCUUACACCUGCUCUGACUGUGGAGAGAGUUUCUCCCGAUUGGAUGCCUUAAAAAGUCAUCAACUAAUACAUAAAGGACAGAAACCUUACGUCUGCUCUGACUGUGGGAAGAGUUUCUCUCAACUGGGCAACUUAAAAACCCACCAACGUAUACACUCAGGAGAGAAGCCAUUCUCCUGUUCUGACUGUGGGAAGGGAUUCUCCGUAUCGGGCAACCUAAAAACCCACCAACGUAUACAUAAAGGAGAGAAGCCAUUCUCCUGCUCUGAUUGUGGGAAGAGUUUCUCCAUGUCAGGCAACUUAAAAACCCACCUACGUAUCCAUAAAGGAGAGAAGCCUUACUCCUGCUCUGACUGUGGUAAAUGCUUCAAAACAUCAGCUGAGGUAAAUGUUCAUUGGAGAACACACACAGGAGAGAAGCCUUACCACUGUGACUGUGGGAAAAGUUUCUCCAGGUUGAAUACCUUAAAAACCCACCAACGUAUACACACAGGCGAAAAGCCAUUCUCCUGCUCUGUCUGUGGGAAGAGUUUCUCUGUAUCAUGCAACCUAAAAACCCACCAACGUAUACACACAGGAGAGAAGCCAUUCUCCUGCUCUGACUGUGGGAAGAGUUUCUCCAUAUCGGGCAACCUAAAAACCCACCAAUGUAUACAUAAAGGAGAGAAGCCUCACUCCUGCUCUGAUCGUGGUAAAUGCUGAGCUGGCUGGAGUGUUUACGGACAUAUUCCAUCUCUCCCUAUACCAAUCUGUUGUACCCACUUUGCUUCAAGAUGUCCACUGUUGUUCCUGUAGCCAAAAAAGCG
This is a messenger RNA of Salvelinus namaycush (lake trout), 1496 nucleotides long. Its product is annotated as zinc finger protein 665-like. The record is from RefSeq and is a predicted model, not a curated record. Lineage: Eukaryota; Metazoa; Chordata; Actinopteri; Salmoniformes; Salmonidae. The transcript has 3 exons. Gene Ontology annotation, cellular component: nucleus. Gene Ontology annotation, biological process: regulation of transcription by RNA polymerase II. Gene Ontology annotation, molecular function: RNA polymerase II cis-regulatory region sequence-specific DNA binding; DNA-binding transcription activator activity, RNA polymerase II-specific. Bases 175 to 1392 code for a protein of 405 amino acids.